This is a messenger RNA of Epinephelus fuscoguttatus (brown-marbled grouper), 533 nucleotides long. Its product is annotated as interferon a3-like. Gene Ontology annotation, cellular component: extracellular region. The transcript is spliced from 5 exons. The record is from RefSeq and is a predicted model, not a curated record. Gene Ontology annotation, molecular function: cytokine receptor binding. Gene Ontology annotation, biological process: response to exogenous dsRNA; defense response. NCBI's taxonomy places the organism in Eukaryota, Metazoa, Chordata, Actinopteri, Perciformes, Serranidae. Bases 48 to 533 code for a protein of 161 amino acids.
AUCACUAUUUGCUCCAUACAAAGAAAACUUGUAGCUUCCAAAGCAAAAUGCUCAGCAGGAUCUUGUUGGUGUUGCUGUCUCUCAGUCUGUACAGUGCAGGCUCCUCACUGAGCUGCAGAUGGGUGUGUGUGUGUGUGUGUGUGUGUGCUAAUGAGGAUGCUGAAGUGGACGACACUGUGUCCUUCCCGAAUCAUCUGUACAGCCAGGCGUCCAAAGCAUCAGCUGAGGACAAAGUUGCUUUCACAGUUCAGAUUCUGGAGGAGAUGGUGGCCCUGCUUGAGGGGGGUUACAGCUCUGCAUCAUGGGAGGAGAACACAGAGGAGAACUUUCUCAGUGUUGUAAGCAGGCAGGCUGUCGGCCUUCGCUCCUGUAUUGGGAGCCACAGGGAGAGCCAGAGGCUGCACAUGUACUUCAAGAGACUCUCGCAUCAUGUCCUGAUGCGAAUGGGCCACAGUGCUGAAGCCUGGGAGCUGAUCAGGAGGGAAAUGAAAAGCCAUCUGAAGAGAGUCGACCAGCUGAUUUCAUCUAACUAA